GAGAUAGGACUGAGCCAAAGAUGUGAGGGUGUGUGUCUGUGGGUCUAUGUGUCUGUCCAUUUGUUUGCAUGCCUCUAGGGUUGCCUGCAUGUGUCUGUGUCAGUGUGUGUCUACCUGUGUGUAUGUAUGUGAGCAUGUGUCUUGAUUUGUCCACGUGUGACUGUAUGUAUUUGUGUGUUGGAGGGGUAGUGCACAGAGAAGCCCUUGCAGGUGGUAGAUCACUGUUCAGCAUGUUGUGGGGCUGGACUCCUGGCCAUGGCUCUUUCUAGAAGGAGCCUUGUAGGGCUUUCAGAGGCCAGUGCCCUUGUGAAGUGUUCUGUACACUCCUUGGCUGCACCCGGCACCAGCUUGCUCACCUUGGCCCUCAGCGCGGACAGAAAUUCGCUGUUGCUGUGGGUUGCGAAAGACUGUUUGUGUGCAGGAAGCCUGGUGAUGAAUGGAAAUGUAUGCGCGUGCCUGUGGGGUCAGUGGGACGGCCUGGCCCUGGGGCCCUGCCCCAUUCUCCAAGCAAUUACCCAGUGCUCGCUGUCCCGGAAGUCCCACCUGCUGACUACCAAGUGAUGUUAGAUUAGAAAGAAUUCCACUCACCUGCCGGGUCCGACUGAUCGCACACCUGCCAGCUCCUCCUGCCAGGCUGGCUCUGGGAAGUGGGUGAAAGGAGAUGCCAAGGCCAACGCGUGGGCCCUGGCCACCUCCCAGGGGGUGAUGCUCCUCUGACACCUGGUGUGGAGGCAAGAGGGACGGUUCCAGCCGCCCAGGAAAGGUGGCCGGGUUGCCGGGGAGGCUGGCAGCUUCAUUCUGUCCCCUCCCUCCCCAGGCAGCCCAGGCACUGGUAGCCGUGGCGGCGAGGCCGUGGCAGCGUUCCCAGCAGAGGAUGCCCCAGGCCCUGGAGCGCACUGAGGGCUGCUGGGCCUGGGUGGUCCUGCUGGCCGCCGUGGUGGCCCAGGGCCUCACCCUGGGUUUCCCCACGUGUAUCGGCAUCUUCUUCACUGAGCUACAGCGGGAGUUCCAGGCCAACAACAGCGAGACCUCCUGGUUCCCCUCCAUCCUGACGGCCAUGCUCCACGCGGGGGGCCUGGGCUUGUGUUUCAGUUUCCAGUCGACCAUCACCGUAUUGGGCUUCUAUUUCACCCGCCGGCGGGCGCUGGCCAACGCUGUGGCUUCGGUGGGCGUCUCCCUGGGCAUCACACUCUGGCCGCUGCUGGCCCGCCACCUCCUGGAGGAACUGGGCUGGAGGGGCACCUUCCUGGUCUUCGGGGGGGUUUUCCUCCACUGCUGCGUCUGCGGCGCCAUCCUGAGGCCCGUGGCCCCCAGCGUGGCCCCUGCACCCAGAAAAGGCCCUGCUGUGCCCUCCAAGACACCGGCGCCCGGCUGCCUGGCAGCAUGUGGCCGGGCCGUCCUGCGCCACCUGGCCUUCGACAUCCUGUGGCACAACGCCGGCUACCGCGUGUUCACGCUGGGCGUCACGUGGAUGAUCCUCGGUUUCCCGCUGCCACAAGUCUUCCUGGUGCCAUUCGCCAUGCGGCACGGGGUCGACGAGCACAAGGCCGCCCUGCUCAUCUCCAUCAUCGGCUUUAGCAACAUCUUCCUGCGGCCCAUGGCCGGGCUGGUGGCCGGCCGCCAGAACUUCGCCAGAUACCGCAAGUACCUCUUCAGCCUCGCAGUUCUGCUCAACGGGCUCACCAACCUGGUGUGCACGGUGUCGGCCAACUUCCGAGUGCUGGUGGGCUACUGCCUGGUGUACAGCGUGUCCAUGAGCGUGGUUGGCGCCCUCUUCUUCCAGGUCCUCAUGGACGUGGUCCCCAUGGAUCGGUUCUCCAGGGCCCUGGGCCUCUGCACCAUCCUGGAGAGCAUCUCCAUCCUCAUCUCCCCGCCAAUGGCUGGGUUUGUCCUGGACAACACUGACAGCAACUUCAGCUACGUCUUCUACAUGUCUAGCUUCUUCCUGGUCUCCGCCGCCCUCUUCAUGGGUGGCGGCUUCUGUGCGCUUCAGAAGAAGGAGGGGCAGGGCCGGCCGGCCGAGGCGGAAGCAGCCGACCCCGAGCCGGCCCCACUGCGGGCCCUCAGCAGGGAGGACACAGGCAGUUCGGAGAAGCGGCCGUGCACCGAAGAAAUCAUGUAUGUGACCAGCGUCUGAGCCCCAGGAUCCCAUGUGUGACCGGCGUCUGAGCCCCGAGGUCAGUGAGCGAACACUGCCUCCGCCCAGGAACGCGAUGUCCUGCUGUUUCACCGGGUGACGCCUGAACCAAAGGGCUGGCCGGCCCGCCCCGCACGUCGGGACUCAGCCAGGGGCUGGGGCCUUGGAGGCUGGCCUCCGAAGACUCAGGGUUCCUUCCAACGAGCAGAAUCCAGGAGCCGGUCCUCCUGACUUUUUUCCUUGGGCACCAGGGUACUUGGGGCCCAAGAAGGUGGGUCUGAGCUCUGCUUGGGUCUCUCAUGGCCGACGGGGCUCAGCUGGCUGCCCACUGCCGCUGCUACAACUCAACACGCCGGGCCUUCAGGUCCAGCCUGGAUGCUUCUAAGGUGACCUCGCUGUCCUUCUCCAGCCUCCAGCUCCAGACAGUUCCAAAAAGUUCACCCUAAGUCCCCCGAAGCCCUCCUGCCCCCCUUCCUCCCUGUGGCCCAGCCCUCGCCCUCGGGGCUGCCCCCAGCACUGGUUGCUGGGCCUCCCACUGACUGGGACUUGGGGAGAAGGGAGAGAAUUGGUGGUGGCCUGCAGCCAUGGAUGGCCAAGCUGCGGAUGAGCUUGGAUGCAGGGUUCAGACAGAUUAAAUGCUGGUGGAGCACCUGUCCUGGCGUCUGUGCAGAGAAUCGGAGGGGAGCGCCUGACUUGGGUCCUUGAAUCAGUGAAGUCUGAGGAACCCCUUACACCAGCGGUUCUCAACCUGUGGGUCGCCACCCCUUUGGGGGUCGAACAACCCUUUCACAGGGGUCGCCUAAGACCAUCGGAAAACACAUAUAUAAUUACAUGUUGUUUUUGUGAUUAAUCGCUAUGUUUUCAU
This is a messenger RNA of Myotis daubentonii (Daubenton's bat), 3002 nucleotides long. RefSeq names its product solute carrier family 16 member 5 (gene SLC16A5). Gene Ontology annotation, biological process: transmembrane transport; monocarboxylic acid transport. NCBI's taxonomy places the organism in Eukaryota, Metazoa, Chordata, Mammalia, Chiroptera, Vespertilionidae. The record is from RefSeq and is a predicted model, not a curated record. Gene Ontology annotation, molecular function: monocarboxylic acid transmembrane transporter activity. Gene Ontology annotation, cellular component: basolateral plasma membrane.